AUGUCUCUUUUGGAUUGUUUCUGCACUUCACGAACACAAGUUGAAUCACUCAGACCUGAAAAACAGUCUGAAACCAGUACCCAUCAAAACUUGGUUGAUGAGCCAACACUUUCCUUGUUGCCUCCAUCCACUAGAGCCAGUGAAGUGAUCUGUUCCACCAACGUUUCUCACUCUGAACUCCAAGUGGAAAUAGGAAGAGGAUUUGACAACUUGACUUCUGUCCAUCUUGCGUGGCAUACUCCUACAGGAACACUGGUCACUGUAAAAAUUACAAAUCUGGAAAACUGCACUGAAGAACGCCUGAAAGCUUUACAGAAAGCAGUGAUUCUAUCCCACUUUUUCCGGCAUCCCAAUAUUACAACUUACUGGACUGUUUUCACUGUUGGCAGCUGGCUUUGGGUUAUUUCUCCUUUUAUGGCCUAUGGUUCAGCAGGUCAACUCUUGAGGACUUACUUUCCUGAAGGAAUGAGUGAAACUUUAAUAAGAAACCUUCUCUUUGGAGCAGUGAGAGGGUUGAACUAUCUGCAUCAAAAUGGCUGUAUUCACAGGAGUAUUAAAGCCAGCCAUAUCCUCAUUUCUGGUGAUGGCCUAGUGACCCUCUCCGGCCUGUCCCAUCUACAUAGUUUGGUUAAGCACGGACAGAAGCAUAGGGCUGUGUAUGAUUUCCCACAGUUCAGCACAUCAGUGCAGCCGUGGCUGAGUCUAGAACUACUGAGACAGGAUUUACAUGCAUAUAAUGUAAAGUCAGAUAUUUACAGCGUUGGGAUUACAGCAUGUGAAUUGGCCAGUGGGCAGGUACCUUUCCAGGACAUGCACAGGACUCAGAUGUUGUUACAGAAACUGAAAGGUCCUCCUUAUAGCCCAUUGGAUAUCAGUAUUUUCCCUCAGUCAGAAUCCAGAAUGAAAAAUUCCCGAUCAGGUGUAGACUCUGGGAUUGGAGAAAGUGUACAUGUCUCCAGUGGAACUCGCACGGUAAAUAGUGACAGAUUGCAAACACCGCCCUCAAAAACAUUCUCUCCUGCCUUCCUUAGCUUGGUACAGCUCUGUUUGCAGCAAGAUCCUGAGAAAAGGCCAUCAGCAAUCAGUUUAUUAUCCCAUGUUUUCUUCAAACAGAUGAAGGAAGAAAGCCAGAGUUCAAUACUUUCACUGUUGCCUCUUGCUUGUCACAGGCCGUCAGAAGCACCACCUCCAGUGUCACCUUGGAAUGAGCCGGAAUGGGAUUUUCCUGAUGAAAAAUAUUCAAACUGGGAAUUCUAGGGCUGCCAAACCCUUUUAUGUCCUAUAUACUUGACACUUUCUCCCUGCUGCUUUUUCUUCUGUAUUGCUAGGUACAAAUACUAGAAUUAUACUUGAAAAUACAGUUGGUGCACUGGAGAAUCUAUCAUUUAAAACCACUCUGUUCAAAGGAGCAUGAGGUUAUAGCCCCUUUGGUUAGCUCAGAGUGCUAUUAUAACUCCAGGGAAACUUUGGAAUUAUUAAUCUAACUACAUUUAGUGUCAUCUGUUCUCAAAAAUUUUUCCCAAGCUGUGACUAACUCUUCUUUUUGAUCUCUCAGUAUG
Messenger RNA from Physeter macrocephalus (sperm whale), 1559 nucleotides. Its product is annotated as STE20-related kinase adapter protein beta. Gene Ontology annotation, cellular component: serine/threonine protein kinase complex. Gene Ontology annotation, biological process: protein phosphorylation; activation of protein kinase activity; protein export from nucleus. The coding region runs from base 1 to 1257 and encodes 418 amino acids. Lineage: Eukaryota; Metazoa; Chordata; Mammalia; Artiodactyla; Physeteridae. The transcript has a single exon. Gene Ontology annotation, molecular function: ATP binding; protein serine/threonine kinase activator activity; protein kinase activity. The record is from RefSeq and is a predicted model, not a curated record.